Molecule: messenger RNA, 651 nt
Organism: Mercurialis annua (annual mercury)
Lineage: Eukaryota; Viridiplantae; Streptophyta; Magnoliopsida; Malpighiales; Euphorbiaceae
Product: zinc finger protein CONSTANS-like
Exons: 1
Coding region: 1-651 (216 amino acids)
Molecular function (GO): zinc ion binding
Source: RefSeq, a predicted model, not a curated record
AUGACACGACCGUUGCUCGGAAUAAUCCCUCAUGAAAGACUAGCAAAUUGCUCUGCACCAUGUGAUCUGUUUUUAUAUGCAAAGAAGUGGCCUAAAACACAUAAAAGCACAACACAACAACAUCAUCAUCAUCACCAUAUGCUCAACUACAAAUUCACCAUCACUCUCUCUAAAGCUAAACCAAAACAUAAACAAAAAAAAAUGAAAAACUGUGAGCUAUGCAACUCUCCAGCAAAAAUGCACUGUGAAUCAGAUCAAGCCAGCCUCUGUUGGGUGUGCGAUGCCAAAGUUCAUGCAGCCAAUUUUCUUGUUGCUAAACAUUCAAGAACUCUUCUCUGUCAUCUUUGCCAAUCUUUCACUCCCUGGACUGCUUCCGGACCUAAUUUAAGGCCUACCGUUUCCGUCUGCGAUAGCUGCGUAAAUCGCUCAAACCGUGACGAUAAUGAUGAGGAAGAGGAAGAAGAAGAUGAAGAUAGUAGUGAGGAAUCUGAUGAAGAUGAAAAUGGGGAUGGUGAUAACGAAGAAAAUCAAGUGGUUCCAUUGUCCUCUUCGGCCGUAGCGCCCCCGUCCGCUUCGAGUUCUUCGAAUAGUGAGGAUCAAGAAAGGGGUAGCAGUAGUGAUCAAGAAUUGCAUUUUCUUGGUAUUAAUUGA